UACGUAGGUUUGGUUAUAAACCCCCCAAAAUAUGGCAGAUUCUGACAAAAGUGUCAAAGCCAUCGAGCCAGCAGAUGAUGACUUUGAGGAUGAAACUCUAGCAGAGCGACUGUAUGGCCUGACCGAGAUGGUUCCGCAGAGCGUGCGCAACGGGGUGUCCCUCCUGACGAGUGCUUCCUUGACGGGCGUCAAGGUGUCGUACAACUUCAGUCGCAGCGCCCUGUGGAUUGCCAGCACGUCCUUCAUGGUCCUGAUGCUGCCAAUCAUCUUUGAGACGGAGAUGGCCCAGAUGGAGCAAGCGCAGCUGCAGAAACAGCGACAGAUUCUUCUUGGGCCCAAUGCUGCUAUGUCUGGUCCAGGGGGUAUACCAGGAGGAAUGACGCCACCCAUACCAGGCAUGCCAAGAUAGAAGGCAAUAUAUACACCGUUAUGGACCGUGCUUCUAGUUGAUAUCUGUAGAGUCUGGUUCCCUGACUUCGCAAUCUCCUGACAAAUAGGUCAGGUAAACGUCCCAUUCAAAAAGAGAUCUUAAUGCGAUAAAGCCCUGCCCAGCAAACCUCAAGACUUUUUAGAAAUGGCCAGGAUCCUGCUUGUUGUUCUCGUGUGCUGUGGCGCCUACCUGACCUAAGAUUUGUCGGAAAUAAUCAGAAUCUUUUGGGUCAGAGAACCAGACACACAUGUACAGCACCCCUUGAACAAAGACAUUGACAAAAUGGGCAACCACCAACAUAGGGCUGGAUAGCUCAGUUGGUAGAGUACCGAAACAGCAAUCCGGAGGUUGCAGGUUCAAACCUUGCUCCAGUCAACUUCUUUGUUCAACAUUAAGAUUAUUUGUAUCAAAUAGUGCAACGGAUGAUGCAGAUGUACAAAACGACUGCUUUUAUGAGGGUGUUGGGAAGCAGAUUUGUAUAACUUGGUAUUUUAAAAUGGUUUUGUGAAUAAGCUUCAAUAAAGUGUAUCACUUUUUUAUGUAGACAAAA
This is a messenger RNA of Patiria miniata (bat star), 980 nucleotides long. RefSeq names its product mitochondrial import receptor subunit TOM22 homolog. Gene Ontology annotation, biological process: intracellular protein transport. The transcript has 3 exons. The record is from RefSeq and is a predicted model, not a curated record. Gene Ontology annotation, cellular component: mitochondrial outer membrane. NCBI's taxonomy places the organism in Eukaryota, Metazoa, Echinodermata, Asteroidea, Valvatida, Asterinidae. The coding region runs from base 32 to 409 and encodes 125 amino acids.